AUUAAAGCAAUGCAGGUUGAGUUAGGAGAAGUAGCGUAUGACCUGAGAAGAGAUCAACUUAUGUUAACAUACUGGAGUAGACUUAAAGGAUGUAGGCAUGGACAUCUGGCCAAGAAUGUGAUAGAGGAAUGUUGGGAGUAUAAUACAACUAAAAGUAAUAGCUUUGGGUGGGUAAUUAAAGAUAAAAUAGAUAAAUAUAACAUAAAAAAUAUACAUAUUAAUAAUUCUACACCCAUAAGCAAUAUUCCUAUCUGGCUAUUUCCGAAACCUGAAGUAGAUAUACAUAUAACAGAGUUAAAAAAUAAAUGGAAAGAUAAUGAAAAAGGACAUAAGGCAAGUCAAUAUAUUAAAAACAAAUAUUAUGGUUACUUAGAUAUGUAUACAGAUGGAUCAAAAAGCGAAGAAGGGAAGGUGGGGAUUGGAAUUUAUGUACCAACAAUGAAUUAUAGCAUCAUUAAAAGAUUACCUGACCAGCUAUCGGUUUAUACAGCAGAAAUGAUGGCAAUUAUUAUAGGCUUGCAAUGGAUAGAGGAAAUAAAACCAGAUAGAGUGGUAUGCUGUGUGGACUCUCUGGCAGCAUUAUAUAGUAUUAAAAAUAUGGAAUCAAGUCGAGAGGAUUUAUUAUUAGAAAUACAUCAAAACUUAUUCCAACUACAUAUGUUAAAAAUAGACAUAAGAUUUUGCUGGGUGCCUGCACAUGUAGGGGUGGAGGGGAAUGAGGUGGCAGAUAAAAUGGCUAAAAUGGGAAUUAGAAGGAAUGAAAUGAUAGAUAUACCUGCUGGUAAAGGCGAAGUAAAGGCAAUAAUCAAAAAACAAAUGAUGGAGAAGUGGCAAAAUAGGUGGGAUGAGGGUAGUAGCGGGAGAAAGUAUUAUAAAGUACAAAAAUCUAUCAGCACACAAGGGGUGAAGAGAAAAAACAGAAAAGAGGAAAUAGUGUUAACUAGGAUGAGGCUCAAUCACACCGGGUUAAAUGACAAGAUGUUUUUGAUAGGGAAAUGUAAAUCAAAAGUAUGUAUGGAAUGCAAAAGUAUAGAGAACGUAGAACACAUAUUACUACACUGCAAGAGAUAUAGGGAAGAACGUGUAACGUUAAGGAAAAGAAUUAAGAAGAUAGGAAGGGAAUGGAGCAUUGAGGGUAUCUUAGGAACAGGUGGGGAGGGGGAAAGAGAUAUACAGAGGGCAGUGAUAGAAUAUUUGAAGGACACAGGAUUAUAUAAUAGAAUAUAGAUAAGUAUUAGAAUAUUUUAGUAUUAUAUUAUAUAGUAUUAUAUAGUAAUAUAUAGUAUUAUAUAAGUAUUAUUAUUAGGAUUAUUAUUAGUAGUAGUAUAAGUAGUCUCCUCACUAUCUAAGAUAGCAUAAAGUAAGAUACUGUAUAUGGCCCAUGUUACAUACUCCGGUACAGUAGGUGGCGGUAUGCACCUUUUCAAGUCAUGGUUGCAACCCGCCAUUAAACUAAAAGAAGAAGAAGAAGAAGAAGAAGUCAUCCAUGUGACAAAUUUGGCCCACGGGCCCUCAGUUGAACCUCACUGCAUCGAAAUGGUUGACAUUCGCCAGGUUAGCAAGCUGUAUCAUUCAGGAUAAUAACAGGCAAGCAGUAGUAAACGUGUUAAAUUCAGUGGAUGUUGCAGUACAGCCGUGUGUUUGAUGGCUCUCUGUUGAAAGCAAAACGGCCGCAAAAGAGCAGGCGCCAUCUUGCUGAUGUCAAACUGAAUAGUGAUCUCCUUAGCUUAAAUAACAUCCGACAAAGGGAUGAAAUAGUGCCAAAAACACUUUAUAUCAUUUACCCACUGGGAAACUAGUUAUAUGCACAUAUCGUCGUUGUUAUUAUCAAACGUUACAAAUUAGCUGAGCGUAGCAAUUAGCUGAAAUGCUAACAAGCGUAAACGUCAUUCUCUUAAAUGUAAAACAUGUAAACUAUCAACUACAAACCACAGAGGGAGCCAGCGAUAAACAUGUAGGAUGUGCAAUGGCUGUUAGAAGAAAAACAUUGCAGUCGCUAGAUGUCAAAAAUGGCGUUGGGCCUUGUUAGCACUGCUAGUUUGGACAAUGCUAGUUGUCAGCACUGCUAGCUUGGAAGAUGCUAAUUGUUAGCACUGUUGGCUUGGCAGAUGGUAGUUGUUAACACUGCUUGCUUAUGAGAUGUCGAUACAGUGGUAUGCGGUAAGGUUGUACAAUACAGUAUAGAUGGCCCACUACUAUGUUAAAAUUCUGCUAAAACACAUCAAUGCCAGUCUUAUUAAAGUGUUUUUUUUAACAAGCAAGCAUUAUGUAAUGUCUACUGUAUUACUUCAUCUACACUGGCACCGUUAGUCCUCCUCUCACGUCAUAAUAAUUCAGACAUGACAAUGGCACCUUGGCCGCCUGCCUCAUCAAAGGCCCGCUGACGCUGGGUCACAUGCUGGGCACGGUACAGCUACUGGGGGCUUCACUCGGUUCUACUCACCUCGGAUGAGAGCGUCAAGGUCGCCGCAAGUAAGACCAUAACUGCCACCGUGUGUGCCCCCAUACCGUCCUCCUCCCGGUAUCCAAGUGUCCUCUUGUCGAUGUAUCAGUUCAACAGCAGGUUGUUGUUAUUGGUAAUGUGAAUAAUUCACGCGAAUUGACACGGACGCGAAUUGACAGUGAUCUCGAUCCCCGUGAUCCCGCCUUGAUUUUCCUCCGGGGAUGGAUGGAGGCUGGAUGUGCUUGGAUAGGGGAGGUGGAGGAGUGACUGGACGUGGUGCAAUAACAAGACGUAAUUAUGUGACGUCACACGCCAGGAAGUAACAACAAGCUGCUAACCGGCGAGCCGGCUAGCGUGGCGGGCUCCUGACUAUGAGAGGAAAAAUGUACAUCACAGAAGGGUUUCUCUGUGUUUUGUCGGGCAUAAAGCACUGGUGAUACAAGAUGAGCCGCAGAAGAAGAAGAGCAGCCGCUCUGAGCCAUGCACCUCCUGCAGAGGCUGAAAACCAGCCCCCUGUCAGGAAGCACAACAUCUGCAUGGUGUCUGACUUCUUCUAUCCUAACAUGGGAGGAGUGGAGAGUCACAUUUACCUCCUAUCCCAGUGUCUGAUUGAGAAGGGACACAAGGUGGUCAUUGUCACGCACGCCUACGGCUGCAGGAAGGGCAUCAGAUACCUGACCAAUGGCCUGAAGGUCUACUACCUACCGCUGCAGGUGAUGUACAACCAGUCCACCACCACCACCUUCUUCCACAGUCUCCCGCUUUUGCGCUGUGUGUUUGUCAGGGAGCGCAUCACUGUGGUGCACGCUCACAGCUCCUUCUCCGCUAUGGCCCAUGAUGCUUUAUUCCAUGCUAAGACCAUGGGCCUUAACACGGUGUUCACUGACCACUCACUCUUUGGCUUUGCUGACGUUAGCUCCGUGCUGACCAACAAGCUCCUGACGGUGUCGCUGUGCGACACCAACCACAUCGUGUGCGUCUCCUACACCAGUAAGGAGAACACCGUACUACGUGCGGCGCUCGAUCCGGAGAUUGUGUCUGUCAUUCCCAAUGCAGUCGACCACGCCGACUUCACCCCCGACCCCUCCCGGCGCCUCGAUGACAGGAUAACCAUCGUCGUGGUCAGCCGUCUUGUCUACCGCAAAGGCACUGAUCUUCUCGGUGGAAUCAUUCCAGAGCUCUGUCUCAAACAUCCAGAUCUUCAUUUCCUCAUUGGUGGAGAAGGGCCAAAGAGGCUAGUGCUGGAGGAAGUGAGAGAGAAAUACCAGCUUCAUGACAGGGUGCGUCUGUUGGGGCCUUUGGAGCACAAAGAUGUCAGAGGAGUUCUGGUCCAGGGCCACAUCUUCCUCAACACGUCACUAACUGAAGCUUUCUGCAUGGCCAUCGUGGAGGGAGCCAGCUGUGGACUGCAGGUGGUUAGCACUCGUGUAGGUGGCAUCCCAGAGGUGUUACCCGAGGACUUGAUCACACUUUGCGAGCCAACAGUCCGCUCGCUGUGUGCCGGUUUGGAGACGGCCAUUGCACGGCAGCGUUCGGGGUCAGUCCCCUGCUCCGCCUCCAUCCAUGCAAGGGUGAAAAACCUCUACACCUGGGUAAACGUGGCAGAGAGGACUGAAAAGGUGUACGACAGAGUGUGCGGCGAGGAGGUGCUUCCCCUUGACAGACGCCUUCAGAGGCUGAGGUCCCACUGCGGACCUGUGGCCGGCUCCAUCUUUGCCUUUGUGGCAGUUCUGGACUUCCUGUUCCUGUUGCUCCUGCAGUGGUUGGUGCCCGAUCGAGUCAUGGACUUAGCUGUGGAUGCCACUGGUCCUCUGGGACUGUGGAGACAAGGACCAAGCAAGAGUAGUAAAGGUGAAGGUCUGGGUAAAAGUGUCCUCAAAUAAGCAGCAGCAUCUGGAAUGCUCCUCAUGAUACAGACUGACAAACACUACUGGCUUUUUAUUCCAAACAUCUUAUUUAAAUGAACCAAUCAGGAAGGGCCGUCUGUUCAAUAUUUUUAUUUUAUGAGAGAUUUGAAGUGAAUAUUAAUACCUUUUUCUGUGGUUAUGCUUUAUUUGUCUAUUUGUAAGCAGCACUGCACAAAAUCAACCUGGAUCACUUUCACAGAACACUGAGGUUAGAUUUGUCAAACACUGGAUAUAGAACGUAAACACACCCUUGUACAAAUACCACAUUAUUUUUAUUACAAAAAAAAAGAGAGACCGUGAUUGGAUUUAAAACUUUUUUCUGAAAAAUAUAAAAAAGAACUAUUUUCUAUAUCGUUCUCCUAACCCAAACAUUUUCCACAAAGGGCCACUUACAAAAACCCCCAACAAUAUUCAUAUGAUAUUCUUCAUCUUUGUUAACUUAAUUACAUAAUAGAGUGACUGAGAGGUUUGACUUUUUUUUGUGAUGCAAAUGUAUUACUCUUAUGAACACAUAUUGUUUUGCGAAAGGAAACUCUACUUAGGAGAACCCAGCAGCUAACCGGAACUACGUUCCUCCUCACCAGAAUCUGACCAGAACUCCGCUCACGGAACAAAGUGGGGGUUAAGUCGCUGUUGAUGUACUACAAUUCUGGUGGGGAUGUCAUACAGCUUCAUGUCAAAACAUCCGAACUACAGUAUCCCUUUAAAAAAUUGCUGACACCCACAACUUUCUUUGGCCCCAUGGCGGGUAGUUUAGCAAUCUUUCUUAAUACAAAAUCCAAAGAGACUGAGACAGCAACGCGUGGGGUGUUUGUUUAGGUGCUCAGUUCCAUGAAAUGACACUAUUCAGGGCAAACGGACUAGUUUGCUGCGUGCAUUGUUAUGUGUGAUAACCAAGACAGUGUCCGCAAACCGGUGUACGCAAAAUUUUUGAUGAAAACCAAAUCAUAUGAUAACUGGGUCGUUUGAAAACCAAGGUUUGACCAAGGUACUUGUGCAUUGUGCACAAGAUGUGAUGUACAUGGAUUUUGGCGUAGGCCUGCGCUUUUCAGGGAACCUUCAAAUUCUUUGGAAAAGUGGAGAUUUCAUCAUUGGUUUUUCCAUAUUUUCUCAUGCACCGAGUGGCAGUACAAAGCCUACUUUGCACACUUAUUGUUAAAACAAUGAUCUACAGUCAUGGAUUUAUUGGGUAUUCCAUGUGGGAAUUAUGGCUCAUUUACUUUGCUGAUUUUGUUACAAUUCUUUUUGUGUGUGUGUGUGUGUGUGUGUGUGUGUUUCGCCGAUAACUGAUGAUAAAAUCCUCUUUUUCUCUCAGGACCGGUUAGUCAAGUUGAUCCGGUUAUUUGUCCAACCCCCGCAUCUUUGUCUGCUUUUACAAACGUCUGAGCGGAAGAUAAAAGUGCCAGACAAAACAGACUAUGGGAAUGUGGAACAUUUUCAAGGCUAGUGGCAUACCGUGAUUAGCUUGCCUGCAUCUAAAAAAAUAAAAAUAAAAAAAAGCACUCCACUGAAAAAUGUGUCAUUAAAUAAAAAUAAUAGAUUUGUGUUAUUCUGUUUUGACGCUAAAAAGUUUGUCCAGAC
This is a messenger RNA of Dunckerocampus dactyliophorus (ringed pipefish), 5931 nucleotides long. RefSeq names its product phosphatidylinositol glycan anchor biosynthesis, class A (gene piga). NCBI's taxonomy places the organism in Eukaryota, Metazoa, Chordata, Actinopteri, Syngnathiformes, Syngnathidae. The transcript is spliced from 8 exons. The record is from RefSeq and is a predicted model, not a curated record. Gene Ontology annotation, cellular component: glycosylphosphatidylinositol-N-acetylglucosaminyltransferase (GPI-GnT) complex. Gene Ontology annotation, biological process: GPI anchor biosynthetic process. Gene Ontology annotation, molecular function: phosphatidylinositol N-acetylglucosaminyltransferase activity. Bases 2887 to 4326 code for a protein of 479 amino acids.